Ctenopharyngodon idella (grass carp) is the source of this 2113-nucleotide messenger RNA. RefSeq names its product tectonic-3-like. The coding region runs from base 1 to 1833 and encodes 610 amino acids. The transcript has 17 exons. The record is from RefSeq and is a predicted model, not a curated record. Gene Ontology annotation, biological process: cilium assembly; smoothened signaling pathway. NCBI's taxonomy places the organism in Eukaryota, Metazoa, Chordata, Actinopteri, Cypriniformes, Xenocyprididae.
AUGCUUGGUCUGCCAACCGCCACAGCCAGAAGAAGAAGAACCGAAUGCGCUCAGAGUUUACAUUUCCUUGACGACGCGCUGAAUGCCACAUUCACAGAUGGAAGUGCUGAGCCCAUCAGUCCAGUGGGGACUGAUUCUAACAUCACUGAUCAGACUCCAUUGAGCACCGAUCUUAGCCCAUACCCCUUCACUUUUACUGAUAACGCACCUACAAUCACUAACCAGCCACGAUCAACAACAGCAGCGACUAAUGUGUUGAGGGCAGAAAUUAACUCUUCAUAUCCACUCAAACCCAACUCAAAUGACUCGUCUGCAGCUGCUACACCGAAGGGUACAUUCACAGAUGGUAGUGCGGUUCUGCCCACUGAUGCCACCAUAGUGCCCAUCACAAGCCCAUCGGACUGCCUCUGUGAUGUCACACCUGACUUCUGUGACAUUGGAUGCUGUUGUGAUGUCAUGGACUGUGGUCUCCUGAACCUCAGCUCUGUGUUUAACAGCUGUGGCCAGGAUGUGAGGUCUGGCGUCUGUCUUGAGAGCUGGCUAAUGUUCAGAACACAAAUUGAUCCAGCACUGGUUACUCUCACUGGAAACCUCUUUUGUGUUCAGAGAGAAGAGGAAAAACAGUCAGCUGCUCAGACAUCUGCUCAUUUUCAUCCCAAGUCCCUCUAUCCACUCUUACUGAGACAGCCUACAGCCUUCAACAGUCAAAAAAACAAGUUUUACAAGGUUGAUGACAUCAUUCUGACCUAUUAUGACCGUACAUCCAAAGUUAGCACACUUAGACAGCCAUCACCAGGUCCAGUGUCAUCUGCCUGCAUCAACAACAAUCCUGCAAGGUUCAUGCGUUCAAGUUCUCUAUCUUGCUCUCGUGCUGUGACAGCACGCUCUUGUGCGGAUGACAGGAAUUUAAAUGCUCUCACAUACUACACUGGCUUCAGACUACUGAGGGUUCCCAUGGCCCAGGUGGAGGGCAGUCCAGAUUUGGUUAUCCCAAUUUCUACUGUGAGUGACUGGCCUGAACCGCUGGAGCAAAACGGCUCAUGUCUGAAUGUGGUAUCAAAGGUGGAGUAUGUGAUUGAGUACACAGGCAAAGGAGAGAUUGCAAAAGCUACACUGAACAUAGAACUGCUGAACACAACUAUAGAUACACAACUACUGCAAAAGCAUAUGGUUAUAUUCCAGUUGGUCACACUCACUCACCCCAUGGCCACACCAACACCUCCAUCACCUCCAGAGGGGCUGAAACCUGAAUCGCCACUAGUUGGGUGGUUUGGUGAAAAAUCACAACCUUUGACAGUUUUGGGGUUGUCAGAUGAUGGAGGGUGUUCUGCAGAUCUCGGUAAUCGGCCCCCUGUUCUUUUUAAACAAAACACUGUGACUGGCUGCGCCUUCAGGUCUUCGUCCAGUGACUGUGGAGUGUUGCGGGCUGAGCUUUUGAGUAUUUUAGCAGGGGUUGCAGUGCCUGAUCUGAUCAGUAUGACUGCAGGCUCUCAGACAGACCAGAGUCGAGUCAUUUCACAAGACUGUUCCACACCAGCUUCAGAAGCAUGCGAGACGGGUUGUCUCUUGCCCGUGUCUCUAUCAUUGCGGGUGCUCUGGGCUCAGAGGGGCCUCAGGGCCCUGCCACAGAACCACAUCUUGGGGGCCAAAUUCAUCUUUGGCUGUCAGAGAUUGAAGUGUCCCCUUCGGUCUUCUGUCCCAUUGACCUCUGAGGUGAUGUUCUCUGAUGCUACAGUUUACCCAGAAGCCCCUGGCGGGGGGGAACAUCAACCUGAAUGGAAGUUUCCAUUUGCUUUUUUUUCCAGAGGGGUUGGAGAGUUUGAUCAAGAGUAAAUCAAACUUCAGUACCAGCCAAUGAUGGAAGAGUUUCUAAGACAUUAUUUAAAGAACGUGUAAUUUCUGCAGCACCAGUGGCACAUUGGAGGAACAUUGACAACUGGAAAAAAACGUAAUGUAUGGCCACCGUGGAUGUCCAUAUGUUUGGAAACAGUUUUUGAAAUUUGGUUUGAUGCUGAUGUCAAAUUAGACUCCACUCAAAGCUUGAAAGAUACCACAGCUGUAAAUAGUUCCUCAUUUUAAAUAAAGUUGUUUUAGUUUUUUUUUUUUUUUUUCC